AUGGGAAAUUUCUGCAGUUCCAGGGCCGACCCGGAGGAUUCACGGCAGCAAUACGAGAAGUACACCUUUCUCCGGCAGCAGAUCCUCAGUAAACUCAGUGAUGAGGUGCUUGCCAAUGAAUGCGGUCACCUCUAUGCCGAAGAAUGUCGCAGAAGAAAGGUCUCAGCCUUAUCCAAAGCUCACUGGGAGGAGGUGUGUUUUCCCUUCAUCCUUCGCGUUUCUUGCAACGACCCACAGACGCAGCAACGCAUUUGGCAAGCCGUGGAAGAAGUCUAUCCAGGGCCUCCAGAGCGACCGGUGAAUGAGGCCACAUUUAUUGAAUUCCAUCGCUUGGCACUGACCCUUGCGGAGCAGGACCUCCGGCAGCGCAUCGCCAAAUUGAAAGACAAGUGGCCCAGUGGCGUCAGUGGCGUGGCUCCGACCACGGAUUGGAUGUCGGAUUUCAUGGGCAAGGAUCCGGAACCAGCUAUGGAACCCUUGCAGAUUUCGCCCCGUGCCAUGAAGUCAUCCGAGGCAUUAGAUGCCAUUGGAAGUCAGAGCCUCCCGCCGCUUCCGGCGACGCUCAGCGACGGCUCCCCGUCGCCGCGGGCAUCGCCACGGCUCUCCAUGCAGUCGUCGCCCAGGGCGUCGCUGCUGAUGGGAUCCCGGGUGACGUUGAGCUCAUGUGAAGCAAUCGGAAGUCAGAUCUCAUAUGUUUUGAAGGACCCAAAGAUGGAGCUCAGUGAGAGCAGGUCCGAGCUGAGGCGAGGAAGAGAUCAGGAGCAGGUGAGAGAGAUGAGAGACGUGAUUCUCCGUGGUCAACUGGAUGUCAUGGUCUUCAAUAAACGCCGUCAACCUGAAGAUCGCAAACUUGGACUUCUGCAAGCGAGUCGCAGGAUGCAAAUCUUGCGCGCCGAUGGGUCCUGUGAGGAUUCCUGGGAUAUCGAUCAUUUGCAGUGUAUCUCUUUUGGCAUUGCUGCUAGCAUUCUGCCUGAGCCGCCUCCUGCUGACAAGACCUUGUCGUUUCGUUUUCACUUUCAGAAAUAUGGCAGUGAAGCUCGGUACCUCUGUGCAAUGUUUGCAGAUGGUGCCACGUGUCGUUUGGCCGCGGCCGCCUUUAGCCAAUUGUGCGGGGUUGAUGCUUUCAAUCUUGGGAACCCUGCAAAGGUGACCCAAGAACAUCCCAGUCUUGUAGGCCGCAAGCGGGAGAGAUUCUGUGGCACUGCCUCCUUAGCAGGGGCCACUCCGAGGACUCCCAUGACGCCCCUGACACGGUCCACGGAGUCCACGGGGACACCGACGCAAUCGCCAAAGAGCCAGGACACUUCCAGCGUGAGACUUAAGCCGACGGUCACGAAGGACGGAUCCACUGGCUAUGCUGCACCAGAGGUCACUCCGAGUCGCGUGGCCGUGGCCCCCAGAAGUAGCCCUUCGUGGACGAAGAUCUCCGCAGAUGGUGAUGGAGGCACCCCGACGGCCACUGUUGGCUUGGACAUGACUGGUUCUGGCACACCCAAUCUCUACAUCAAAGGCGAAGAUUUGAACCGAGAUGGAAUUCCUGAUGUUCUUCUAUCUGAAGGCACCACCCUACUGGUGCAGAACGGCCAAGCGGUCUCGGUGAAGAGCGAUGUCAGUACUUUGCAAAAGCCCACAGGCAGCCAAGUGAUCAAAACCGCAGCCAGCCCGGUGAAGGCUCAGGCCGCGGCCACCCCUGCGGCCGCAGCCCCUGUGGUGGCAGCCGCAGUCGCGGCAGGUGCCGCUGGUAGCUCCAGGGCGAUGGAGCAGAUGGAGGCAGAGGAAGAAGAGUGGUACGACGAAGAUGAAGAGGGCGAAGAAGAGGAGGAUUUCGAGGACGACCCGGUGGUGGACCCGGCCCCAAAGGAUCAGGCCAAGGCCGGGACGUCCAAGCGAUAA
Molecule: messenger RNA, 1893 nt
Organism: Cladocopium goreaui
Lineage: Eukaryota; Dinophyceae; Suessiales; Symbiodiniaceae
Source: the annotation of a GenBank genome assembly